UUAUUUGUUGGAGAUCAAGGCUCAAAGAUAAAAGGGCAUAGACGAUAUGGAGGAAAAUGGAAGCAGAAACUACUCGGGAGCACAAGUAUUGCAUGCAUCACAAACAAGUAUAAUACGUCCCAGACCUGUGUCUUUUCUUUCCAGAAAUCAGUCCACCCAGUUAACAGAACCGAGAAGGCAACAAGAACAGUGGAAUGUACUUUCUAUGGCUUGAAUAAGGACUGUAUUUCUGUAAGGAACAAGAAGGCAACUAUGUUUCGUGACCGAUUGUCAGCUCUGGCAAUA
This is a messenger RNA of Gilbertella persicaria, 285 nucleotides long. RefSeq lists its product as uncharacterized. Lineage: Eukaryota; Fungi; Mucoromycota; Mucoromycetes; Mucorales; Choanephoraceae. The transcript has a single exon. The record is from RefSeq and is a predicted model, not a curated record. The annotation marks the transcript as partial.